AUGGGAGACCACCUUCAACCGAACCGAGCCCCAGCCCCUGGGCCUCCUCCCUCAGCUGCACACGCCAAAGCUCGACAGUUUGAGGACGAGAAGAAGCGGAUCACCGCCUCAUGCUUUUCGAAACCCGAUGUCGACGGUGCUCGUACGUUGAUGGCUGUCCUUCUCCUCUACUUGUGCGCGGAUGAACUAAUGCUCGCUGCUGCUCUCUUUCCCGCUCGCGUGCACUAGUCCUAGAAUCUUACAUCACGCACUGCAAAGUUAUCGAGGACGGGGCCUCCCCAUCCUCCCCACCGCCAGAGGAUGGCCCUCACGAUCAGAAGAAGUCCCGGGUGAUUGUCGUUGCCGUGCGGAAGACCGGGCGAGUUCGGAUGCACAAAGCUCGCGAGAAUCCGAACGGGGCCUUCCAGAUUGGAAAGACAUGGAAUUUGGAUGACUUGUCCGAGAUAGAAAACCACCCUCCGCCGUUCGAGAAGGGAUUCACCGUCACCAUCAUUAAGCCUUACUAUUGGCAGGCCAGUUCGAGCAAAGAGAAGGAUUUCUUUAUUUCGUCGCUGCUUAAGAUUUACAAAAAGUACACGGGCGGAAAAAUUCCAAAGUUGACCGGUUUUGGGGGGACUGAGGUUGACAAGUUGCUGGGUGGUGCGGCUUCUCUGCAGGAAGGUCAGAGGGAUGAUGCGGGGGGGGUUUCGCCGUCCGGUCCCUCGCCUAUAUCCCAGGGUCCAUCACAGUUUCCCUCGUCACUCAAACCGGCACCUCUUCGCAACCUUACCUCGGCUGUCUCUAUGGAUAAUAUGACAUCACCGGGAAGGCAACCAUCACCAAGAAAUAAGGGGAUCGAUGGACUUCGCGCUGGCCCCGGCGUUUUACGGCCAUCGCAGUCAAGCGACCAGCUUCCAACUAGUAGGAGACCUCCCGAUCUGGCCCCCGGGAGCCGGAAUAUAUCCGGAGGUUCAGCGUACUCGGCUGCUUCAGGCGUAGCUCUCAGCGAUCCCCCACCUCCCCCGAUACCUCCGCAGGGACCAGGAAGACGGCCAUCAAAUGGAUCUUCAAGAUCUGGUAGAGAUCGGUCAGGGACCAGGGGAGCUCCUGUAGAGGACGAACGGGGAAUUCGUCCUAUGCCAUCGUCCGAGAGAAUGCUUCGUACUCCGUCCGCUUCUAGCCACCAAUCGCGAGAGGCUACGGAGCAGUACCCCUACGGCGGCGGCAAUAGAGGGCUACCUCCUCCAGCUGCUCCUCCCGAGCCUUCUCCACUGGUUGACGCACGUAGUCCAGUCAAGAAAAAGUCCGGCAAGGACGUAGCGUCGCAAUUCCGUUUGGCGGCAAACACAUACGCUGCAGGAGGAGUGAUGGGAGACCGAAGACAAAGACCGAAAACUCCUACAACGCCGACCUCCAUGUCCAGAACGCCCUCUCAGGAUCCGGGUAGGCAGGAGGAGGUGCCAAAGAUCAAAUAUCCUGAAGAGCGCAGGGAUCGGGACACACGUGGAGGGAAUGGGCCAUACGGUGUUGCAGGUGCGCCGGGUGAGCGUAGACGUUCACCCCCUAGAGCUCGUGACCUCCCGCCACCAUAUAACCAGCGGUCUCCGGGGGAGCAGAUGGAGCCGCUGCUAAGGAACGAAGUUCGGAUAGUCACUCUUGCAUCUAAAGAUAAACCUUCCAUGUUGCCUUCCUCUACGCCACGAAAUGCGUCCCCUAGCCGGGCAAAACAUGAUUCAUUGGAAGUUCCUACAGGUUCAGGCGGGUCCGCGUCACCAGAUGGUUCAGGUGAUGGUGGCGAGCAGGGUGGGAGGAGUAGAUCACGAUCGCCAAUCGCUAAGGGCAGGAAGCGUAGAUCGGUCAAAUCCUCUUUCCUGAGUGAUGUAGAUACUUCGCGGGUGACUGUUGACAUUGAGGAGCUGCUGAAUGAAUUCAACUGGGAUCCGCAGGGAAAGGUCGAUGCUUUGGAGUCAAAGAUUCGCAAAGAGAUUGCGGAGGUGGAGGCUAAGGAUGUUAUUGUGAAUACUGAUGGCGAUCCUAGGAUUGAAGAGCUAUCCAACCUCCUUGAUAGGGCGAUCCAGGAAUGCGAUGAGAUGGAUUCACUGUUGACUCUGUAUGCCGUUGAACUAACCGUGAGCACAGAUCUCCAACCCCCCCCCCCCUUCUAUGCAUUCAGACUGACAAAUAUAUAGAGUUUAAAUGAUGACAUUUCUCACAUCGAAAAUCAGUCCCAAGGUCUCCAGGUCCAAACCGCCAACCAAAAGACUUUGCAGCGUGAACUCCAGAAUCUUAUGUCUACCAUAUCCAUUGGACCCCAACAACUUGAAGUGCUCAAAUAUGGAUCAUUAGACUCUCCUCAAGCUCUCCAGUCUAUUGAGGAUACCCUGCUCGCCCUUUAUAAAGCGAUGACGACCAUUGACCCAAAGAUGGCGCGAAAUGCACCCGAGUCGCCUGUCGGGGAUGGCCGAAGAGGUUCCUGGAGCGAUGAGGGCAUUGGAUCUAUGAGGGCUCUUCAGGAGCGAAAGGAGGGGUAUCAAAAGGAUACCCAGUCAUUCCUGGCAAGAAUGAAGCAGUUCAUGACCAUUAAAUUUGGGGCGGAAGUCGUCGAGCUUGCAAAGAACUCAAAAAACAGUCCGAUGAGCCCCGGACAACCAAAGCUGCUGGGGCAUGAUAGCGCCUAUACCGCACUCUGCAAAUUCUCUGGAUUAGUUGCUUUUGCUAAAGACGUCGACUUGGAGGAAUACUACGGGCUGCAAAAACUCUACGAGAAACCCGUCUCCGGCUUAUUUCAAGACGAAUUUAGGGAGCACGUGCUGGCGUGGAAAAGGAUCACCAAAAAGCCCAUCUUAGACGAAGUAGAUCUACGUAAAUUACCCGCCUACAUCAGGGGCAAAUUUUUAGGUGCUAACGCUAGAACAGUCUUCACUGCACAAGAGAAAGAGACUGACAGAGUCGCUGUAACGGCCGCCCGAAAAUUAACCGUCAAACGGUCGCAAACCUUGGCAAAGAUCAGGUCACCAGCCGGCGACCACUCUAAGAACAAGAAUCAAGACGGAAUUAUCAAUUCACAUGAGGCUUUUGCAGGAACCCUGGCAGAGACGUAUAACCUAGUACUAAGGGAGCAGAAUUUCAUAGUCAAGUUCUUCCGAAUGUCAUCGCAGCCGCCGCAAGACUUUUCCGAGUUUAUCGCAAACUCACCGGCGGCGGAGCACCGGAGGAUUGGAGAUAUCGGCGGGUUGAGGCCUGUUGAGGCGGACAAGGCAAAGGCGAAGAUGGUGUCGGACUUUAUGACGGGGUUGUUCGGGUUCUUGCCUCAGGAUUUGCAGAGCCUUGUUGAGUGGGCCAUUAGAACGGAUCCUUUACAGGGCGUUGGAGUGAUGUAUGCACUUGAAACGAAAAUGGCAGCUCUUCUGGGUACGGACCAGGAGUUUUUGCUCAAGAUGCUGCAGAAAUUGCAUGAUCGUCUUGCGGGGUUGUUUUCCAGGUUCUUGGAUGAUCAGGUCAAGGCCAUUGAAGAGACAAAAGUUAAGAUUAAGAAGAGAAAGGGCGUUAUUCCAUUCAUGAAAGUGUUCCCAGUAAGUGACCGCCCCUGGACCAUUUCGAAGGUUCUACACUAACAUCCCGCACAGUCUUUUGCUAGCAGAAUCGAAGAUCAACUGCCCACCGAAGUCCCCGGGUCCUCCGCCGACCUUGACAUCCGUGACCUAGUAAAUGACGGCUACGAGCGUAUUAACAAAGCCAUGUUUGAAUCUCUGCACGCAAUUGCAAAGGAAAGCCCGACAGUUGCAAACUCCAGUCUCGACCCAGAAGACAAGGAACAGCUAAACUAUCACAUAAUGAUGAUCGAGAACAUGCAUCACUACCUAGAAGAGCUCCCGUUGAACACUACAAACCCCGUACUCACGCUCUUCAAGACCCGCGCCGAGCGCGAUCUCGCCGAGCACCUUGGCCUCUACACCUCCUCCGUCAUCCGACGCCCGUUGGGCAAACUUUUAGAUUACGUUGAGGGGGUAGAAGUCCUGCAGCGGAGCGGCGCGGACGAUAUUCCCUCACGCCAAUCCCACUCGAGACAAGUCUUCAAGAAGGUGCUAGCGCACCACGACGGGAAGGAAAUACGCCGUGGCAUUGAGACGCUGAGGAAGAGGGUUGACAAGCAUUUUUCUACGGAUGGCGGGGAUGACGAUGCCGUGUUGGUGGAGCGCAUCCUAGCCGCGCUAGAGAAGGAAUUUAUAGAGGUGCACCGGCGCACGCAGAUUUUGGUCCAGACGGUGUACAAAGAGUCGGGUCUAGAGAUGGAGUUUUUAGUGGCGGAUGUUGUUGGAGGGUUUAAAAAGUAGUGCUAUUUGUGGUAAAGCAGAUAGAAGGGAGUGGUGUCUUUUUUUGUCUUUUUUUCUGGAAGCGGGGGUGUUGAUUUUGAUGUACUCAUGGCUUCUUUGCUUCACCUCCUAUAUACUCCUUUACUUUUUCAGUUUCUCUCAAGUUAAAUCUGGCUCUUUAUUCGUUCCUAUAAACCAUUGUAACUGAACCAUACUAUAUCCAUCCCACUCUGGUGUCGCCUUCUCGCUUGCCCGAUGAUUGACCAGCCAUGGUACGAUACUUUCCACUCAUUUGAUACCCCAUCUCACUCGAUAAAUAACUCGAUCCAUUCCACACAAGCCAUACGCC
Messenger RNA from Tuber aestivum (summer truffle), 4641 nucleotides. The record is from the annotation of a GenBank genome assembly. NCBI's taxonomy places the organism in Eukaryota, Fungi, Ascomycota, Pezizomycetes, Pezizales, Tuberaceae.